Messenger RNA from Mizuhopecten yessoensis (Yesso scallop), 2669 nucleotides. RefSeq lists its product as uncharacterized. NCBI's taxonomy places the organism in Eukaryota, Metazoa, Mollusca, Bivalvia, Pectinida, Pectinidae. The transcript has 5 exons. The record is from RefSeq and is a predicted model, not a curated record. The coding region runs from base 579 to 1664 and encodes 361 amino acids.
UUAACAUGUCACAUUACUUCAUAGUACGGCAACAGUACCUCACUAACUGAUGGUACAUACAUAAUGGUGUAGGAAAAUAACCCAGGAGUGUUGCAAGAGGUUUAUAAAAACGGAGGCAAUUAAAUGCAAUUCAUUCUAAAAGUAUAUGGAAUAUUUUUGUGAAAUUUUGUAAAACUGGAAGGCUGUUUUAUCUGGUUUAGAUUGUGUAGAAGUCAAUUUAUUGCUGUGCAUUAUGUAACUGAAUUAGUUCAAUAUGAUGUUUUGUUAGUUAUUACAGCUACAAUGGUACCUAAAAAUAUAUCAUAUAGGUAUGUUGCCAGUGUAAAUUACAAUGAAAAUUUGACGCUCGUUGCCGAUUGAGCGGGGCGAUACUUAACACUUAACAAUUAAACAAAAACAUAUGCCAUAUAGUCUUUACAAUUUCAAUUAUUCAACUACUGCUAUAACUGAAAUCUGAUUUUGGUGCUCUUUUUCGUAUCAAGUAAUUCCAACUAAGAAUGAAAUAUAUUUAUACUGACAACAUUUGUAAUACCAAGAAAACGUAGCAAGUGCUCUAUCAGCUUUCAUGGUUAAAUUACAUGGAACACAGAUGUUUACAGAUUCGGAAAGCACAAGAAGAUUCAAGAUGGGAUCCUGAUGACUACACAUCUGCAACGACGGAUUACCAAAAUGUCCUUGACAAAAUUCGAGAAACUGUUCAAUACUGUGCAAACGCAAGGUCAAGCAUACACUCAGGGUACAUUGACAAGUUUUUAAAAUAUUUAAAAACCUGUCUAGAUACAGUGGAGAACUUCUCCGGACUAUCCUCUAAAGGCAAAGAGAUGAAAGCCUCGAUCCUCCAGACACUUAUCGCAGAACUCGAAUCUACAUAUGAACAGGAAAAAAGAAAUAUCGAUGCCUUAGGAACGGUCAAAACGUCCAUUGCCAAGCGUGUUCAUCAAUAUCUUAAUGAUGCUGCAAACAAAGACAGGAUUUUCAACUGGACAGAAGAUGACAUCCCCAACAAAAAUGACUAUUUGAUUGUCAAAAGUUAUGCUCGCGUUGCUAUUCGGAAUUUCGUCUUGAAAGCAAUUGGUGAUUACGUAGAAGAAUGCAAGUCAGAGUCAGGAGACCUUAUGGACCGGCUGCUCAAAAUCACACUGAAUAUCAUAGAAAAGGAAGCCAAGAUGGAGCGCUUUUUGAAAAAUAUUGAAAAGGACAUAGUAUCAGCACAAGAAACCGCCACAGAUUUACCUAUCAAAGAACACACAGCCGAUUUAAACAAAAAGGAAAUUGCUGCGAUAGUGUUAACUUCUCCACUUUGGAUUCCGUUGGGCAUCGCGGGAGUGCUAACAGUUCUUCCAGUUACGUGUGCAGUCCUGAAAGGAAAACAGCAUCAAAAGUUUUCCAAAUAUAAGGCCAAUAAAUUAGAGCACCUUAAUCGAUGGACAGAACAAAUUCUUAAAGAAGAAUAUACUUUGGGUCAUCUUGAAUACAUCAUAUUUAACAUGUUGACCGAGAAGAUUAACGAGAAAAUGCGAAACUUUUCAAAGUCAAUCACAAACUACAAAAACCUAUUGAAACGCCUUGACCCAACGAAGAAGAAAAAAGAUGUAAUUCGUGGCUAUGCCGAGAUGAGAGAGCUCUGCUGUCACCUUGAUGUCAUUUUGCCGGUAUUGGAGUAGCCCCAGAGAAAUAGUGGGAGGUUUCGAGGUUUGAGCCCUGAGAAUGUUGCACAAACAUUGUGAGUAGAACAGUUUACAUGACUAAGCGUAAGAAGACAAAGUGCCGGGAAUCUUACUUUAUUGCGAUAACAAAACUUAGUUCCAAUUAAGAUAGUAAUGCACAAAACCUCCAUGUACACCUAUACCUAAAGGAACUGCAUCACUUCUGACAAUGUUGGAGACAAUGGCAAAAACUUGCGUGUGAAUGUGUUCUUUGACUUAUUGUUUUGUUAUUUGAUAUGUACAUUUCUAAUAAGACACUUAUUGGAAUUAUGGAAUUAUUGGAAUUAUGAAAAUAUUUUACAAACGAAAACAGGUAUCAGUGUGAUUCUCUAAUUAUUUAUUUUUCUGAUCUAUUACUGUUUCUGGGUUUUUUUGUAAUUAGAUGUUGGCUUUCAAUAAUUACGGAGACUUACUGCGUCAGUAUUCAAAUGAAACUUUUUUCUCAUGAUUAUAUUUCUUUUGACAUUUACAUUACCAUUUAAAGACACGUAUAGAGCCCCAUUAAAUCAAUCAAUAUAUUUAGGUUUUUCAACCAUUGUCAACCCCAAUCCCCGAUUGUUUACGGUUCUGUUAGUGCUACGGUAAAAAGGAACACUGUACACGUGUUUCGAGCUGAUUUAAAAAAAAACCCACCAAAAACAAACAAGCAAUAAAGUCCCCUUUAUAUACGAGGUGAUUAAAUCCUAAACCUUAUUUGAUUUCUGUUCAGAUAAAUUGAGCUCUAUUUUAACAUUGUUCGUGGGCAGUAAUCCAGAGACUCACAAUAUAAGUUAGAUGCCUCUUUAAAGCAUAUGUAAUUUAGGGUCCAAAGACAUGUAGGUCCCUAGACAGAAGAUACACAUCUGUUCAUUUGGUUAGUAAUCAGGGGUCUAAACACAUACUUAAAUGAUGAGUAAGAACACUUUUACUGACAAUAUAAAAAGAGGAGAAAAAGAGAAAGGGAAAGUGAUUUGCCAUACCCCA